AUGGCUUCCUCAACUGGGAGUAAGAGGUCAUCAUCCAUCGAUGAAAAAGCCAUUGUUGAUGAUGAUCUUUUCUCAAACAAAAACUAUGAAAAUUCCGAGAAACCUUUAGAAGAAGCAGUUGAAGCUGAAAAAUCAAUUGGUGUUCAAAAAGCCGAGUUGUUAGCUGAACAGUGGAAACACACGUUUUGGUAUAAAUGUAUUUUGCUUGCGGCUGCAUUCGUGGUAGGAUACGCUUAUGGUUUGGACUCUCAAACACGGUAUGUUUAUACUGGUUAUGCUACUGCUUCUUGGAGCGAGCAUUCACUUUUAACCACUGUUAAUGCCAUUACUGCACUUACCGCUGCUGCUGCACAACCUGUAUAUGCAAGAUUGUCCGAUGUCUUUGGUCGAUUGGAAUUGUUUAUUGUUUCUAUACUAUUUUACGUUGUUGGUACAAUUAUUGAAUGUCAGUCGCCAACCAUCAAUGCCUAUGUUGCCGGUGCAGUUUUGUAUCAGAUUGGCUACAGUGGUAUUAUAAUGGUUUUGCUUUUCAUUUUAUCUGAUUUUUCAAGUUUGAGAUGGAGGUUGUUUUAUUCGCUUUGUCCAUCUUUUCCCUUUAUUAUAAACACUUGGAUUUCAGGUGAUGUUACACAAGCAGUAGGCACUAAUUGGAAAUGGGGUAUUGGAAUGUGGGCAUUCAUUUUGCCUUUAGCUUGUAUUCCAUUUUUAUGCUGCAUGAUACACAUGAGAUGGCUAGCUGGAAAAACUGAGGCUUGGGCAAAAUUCAAAGAAAGAAAGACCAAAUAUCAAGAGCUCGGAUUUGUUGGAUUCUUCAAAUAUCUCUUUUGGAGAUUAGAUGUCAUUGGGCUUAUCUUAAUGAUUGUGGCUUUGGGUUGUUUAUUGAUUCCAUUGACUCUUGCUGGGGGUGUUAGGGAAAAGUGGAGACAGGGUAACAUUAUUGCCCCUAUUGUUAUUGGAGCUGUUUUGAUUCCGGUAUUCUGUCUUUGGGAAAGAUAUACUAAAGAUCCAAUCUUACCUUUGUCAUUAAUGAAAGAUCGUGGUAUUUGGUCAGGAGCUGUUAUCUCGUUCUUUUUUGACUUUGUGUUUGCAGUAGAAGCUAGUUUCUUGUAUACCGUGUUGAUUGUUGCUGUCAACGAAUCAAUGAAAUCAGCAACAAGAAUCACCAGUAUAUCAUCAUUUGCCUCAGUUAUUUGUGGCUUGCUAUUUGGUUUAUUUGUUGCUUAUUUCCGUCGUUUGAAACCAUUUGUUAUCUUGGGUUGUUCAUUAUGGAUGGUGGCUUUUGGGUUGAUGUUCCAUUAUAGAUCUACAUUAAGUGCCCACUCGGGUAUUAUUGGUGCAAUGGUUGUGAUGGGUAUCGGUACCGGCUUCUUUACUUAUCCAAUAACAGUCAGUGCACAAAGCUGUGUCAGCCAUGAGCAUAUGGCUGUUGUUACUUCUGCGUUAUAUACUCUUUACAGAGUUGGUUACGCUGUUGGUUCAUCUGUUGCCGGUGCAAUCUGGUCUCAAACAUUAUAUUCCAAGCUAACUCAAUAUCUUGCUCCUGACGUAGCCACCAGUGUUUAUACAAGUCCAUAUGCUUUUGCUGCAAAAUAUGCAUGGGGGACUCCAGAAAGAGAGGGCGCCGUUCAUGCUUAUGGUGAAGUGCAAAAGAUUUUGAUGAUUGUUUGUCUUUGCUUUGUUGCACCAAUGAUUGUUGCUGCACUUUUCUUGAGAGAUCACGAGUUGACGAGAGAUCAAUCAUUGGAACAAAUAGAAGAGAAAGAGAAAGAUGAUACUUUAACAAGCUUUAUCAAAAACUUUGGUAGAGGCGCCCACGAACGUGUAUAA
Lodderomyces oxycetoniae is the source of this 1827-nucleotide messenger RNA. It is a transcript of the gene SIT1, whose product is annotated as siderophore transporter. NCBI's taxonomy places the organism in Eukaryota, Fungi, Ascomycota, Pichiomycetes, Serinales, Debaryomycetaceae. Bases 1 to 1827 code for a protein of 608 amino acids. Gene Ontology annotation, molecular function: siderophore-iron transmembrane transporter activity. The record is from RefSeq and is a predicted model, not a curated record. Gene Ontology annotation, biological process: transmembrane transport; intracellular iron ion homeostasis. The transcript has a single exon. Gene Ontology annotation, cellular component: vacuolar membrane; endosome; plasma membrane.